AUGGCCUCGACAACCGGCACGGCUGAAAACCGUGAAAAGCUCAAGGGCCACAUGUCCCAGUACCAAGGAGGCGCCUACACCGAAGGCUGGGCCGAGCUGUGGAACAAGGGAGACUUCUUGCCCUGGGACCGUGGUUCUCCAUCUCCAGCCCUCGCCGACACGCUGAUCAACCACGUCCCCGUUAUUGGCAACGCCCUUCUUGCCUCGUCUGCAGAUGGCCAGAAGCAGCGGAAACGCGCAUUAGUCCCCGGCUGUGGCCGCGGGGUGGAUGUGCUAUUACUGGCGAGUUUUGGAUAUGAUGUUGUUGGGUUGGAGUAUGCUGAAAAGGCACUCGAGGCCUGUAAGAAGUAUGUGGCCGAAAACGCCGGCAAGUAUCCCGUGUACGAUGAGAGUAUCGGCAAGGGCAAAAUGGUGUUUCUUCAAGGAGACUUUUACAAGGACGAGUGGGUGGAAAAAGCGAGGGCAGAGCUAGCUGCUGGUAGUGAGUGGGAUGGCAAGUUCGAUUUGAUUUAUGACUAUACUUUCUUCUGCGCAAUGCACCCGGGCAUGCGUCCUGCUUGGGCCAAGCGCAUGACCGAGCUGCUGCGCCAUUCCGCUCAAGCAAAUCUUGUCUGUCUGGAGUUCCCAGUUAGCAAACCUGCUAAGUCCGGUGGUCCCCCUUACGGCGUUGCUCCAAAGACAUAUCUCGAGCAUCUGAGCCAUCCAGGAGAGGAAGUCCCCUACGAUGACGAAGGCAAUGUCAGAAUGAAUCCGCUGGCCCCGUCCAGCCCAGGUGCAUUGGAAAGGGUUGGACAUUGGCAUCCUGCGGACACGCAUAAUGUGGGCAAGGACAAGGACGGCAACGUGGAAGACUACAUCUCGGUUUGGCGCCAUCGUUGA
This is a messenger RNA of Fonsecaea erecta, 879 nucleotides long. RefSeq lists its product as hypothetical. The transcript has 2 exons. Gene Ontology annotation, molecular function: S-adenosylmethionine-dependent methyltransferase activity. The record is from RefSeq and is a predicted model, not a curated record. NCBI's taxonomy places the organism in Eukaryota, Fungi, Ascomycota, Eurotiomycetes, Chaetothyriales, Herpotrichiellaceae. The coding region runs from base 1 to 879 and encodes 292 amino acids.